AUCGAAGCUUCUCUGUUCAGCUGUGAACGUUUCUUUCUUGACGUGGUAUUCUCUUUUGACUUUGAUCGGAGACCGAUAUCUUUUUCUGUGAAAUUGCAGAGUUUCUUCAUGCCAGUUUACAUCUCUGACUAUAACUCGUUUCUGGGUCCUCGAUCGUCUCAUAAUUCCGCUCGAUUUUCCCUUUGCCAUUGCGAUUAAGCUCCGUGGGUACAAUGAGAGCACCAUCAUUACUUGCGCAAUGCUUGCCUGGUUUGGUGCCCCAAGAUAAAGGAAGCCAGAGCACUCCCUCCAUUUCAGAGAGAGAUGUCCAUCUCCCCUCACCAGCUGUAGAGAUUCUCCCUUCAAAGACAGCUCAUCCCUACAAAUAUGCAGGGGAGAACGUCGAUUUGCAAGGUCUCAAUGUUUUUAAGGGUAGAGUUAGUGUUGCUGAUAUAAUUGGCUUCAAUGGAUCAGAGUCUAUAUCUUCAAAGCCUGAAGGCUAUCUGAAAUCUUGGGACAGUUCCAUUGAUCUUGUUAAUGUCCUUAAGCAUGAGAUUCGUGACGGACAGCUGAGCUUUAGGGGCAAAAGAGUACUUGAGCUGGGUUGUAGCUAUGGACUUCCUGGAGUUUUUGCUUGCCUCAAGGUACCUCAUCGUUAAUCCGUCUCCAUCCGAACGUUUUUUAAUAGUAUGCUCUGCGUCUGUUUCUAGUUAAAUAAGUUGUUCUCGAGUGCAAGUUCGGUUGACUGAAGCAGCAGUAGAAUC
Messenger RNA from Cucurbita pepo subsp. pepo (vegetable marrow), 743 nucleotides. NCBI's taxonomy places the organism in Eukaryota, Viridiplantae, Streptophyta, Magnoliopsida, Cucurbitales, Cucurbitaceae. The record is from RefSeq and is a predicted model, not a curated record.